GCUCACUGUGACCGUCACAGGUAUGGAGCGGUCCCAGGAAUGGACCACCGGGCUGGGCAGCAGUUCAGGGUUGGGGUGCACACAUGGGGUGCCCUCUGGGCCUGGCCUCGCCCUCUCUCUCUCCAGCGCUGACACAAACCCCGGACAUCCACGUCAAGAAGCUUCUGGAGGCCGGUCGCCUGGGCCACCUGGUGUGCUCCCUGCCCGGGGCCUGUGCUCUGCUGCCGGCUGGCACUGUCUCCUGGGACGGGGCUGCUGCCCUCAGGCUCCAGGCGCUGGGCUCCUGGGCCUCUAGGUACCCAGAAAUCGUGCUCAAGCCCCGCCCGCAGGACCACGGCACCAACCUCACCUGCCGGGUCACCUUCCCAGGGGCAAAUGUGAGCAGCGAGAGGACCAUCACGCUCAACGUGUCCUAUGCACCACAGAACCUGACCAUCAGCAUCUCCCGAGGAAGCCACACAGAGCUGGAACACGUGGGGAACGGCUCAGCUCUCCGGGUCCGGGAAGGGGACUCGCUCCGCCUGCUCUGUGUCGCCGACAGCAACCCUCCCGCCACGCUGAGCUGGGCCCAUGGCAACCGGUCCCUGAGCCCCUCACAGCCCCAGGAGCCCGGGGUCCUGGAGCUGCCCCGGGUGGAGGCGCGGCACCAAGGCAGAUUCACCUGCCAAGCUCAGCACCCGCGGGGCUCCCUGCGCGCCUCCCUGCGUCUCCGCCUGCAGAACCCCCCGCAGCUGCUGGGACCCUCCUGUUCCUGGAAGGACCAGGGUCUGCACUGCAGCUGCUCCUCCAGGGCCCAGCCGGCCCCCUCCCUGCGCUGGCGGCUGGGGGCGGGGCUGCUGGAGGGGAACCAUGGCAACGCGUCCCACGUGGUCAACUCCAGCUCAGAGGGGCCCUGGACCAACAGCUCCCUGAGCCUCCGCGAGGGGCUCAGGGAGGGACUCAGACUCAGCUGCGAGGCCCGGAAUGUGCACGGGACCCAGAGCGCCUCUGUCCUGCUGCUGCCUGGUCAGGGCCUGCUGGGCGCAGAGGCCACGGAGAAAGGAGUGGGGAAGCCCGCGCUUAGGGAAGCAUUCGUCCUGGGGGCUGUCACGGGAGCUGGUGUGGUUGGGCUGCUCGGUCUCUGCCUCGUCGUCUUCAUGCUGCUCAGGGGUCCCCGCCUCCCCUUCAGAGUGAAGACCCGCAGGAGGGGCGCACCCCGGGCUGCAGCUGGCGAGAAGGAUGCCUCCUCCACGGGGGGUCCCGCCUCCUCCACGCGGGGUCCCGCCUCCUUGGGUGGCCAGCGUGAGUGUCGGCCAGGCAGCCAGCUAGACCACCCGUCCCCAGCUGCGCCCCCCGCUGCCGCCGCCCCCGCCUCCGGGGAGGAGCUGGAGCUCUAUUACGCCACCCUCAGCUUCCAGGGGCCGAGGCCCGGGGAACGGCCUGACCAGGAGGCCACCACCAGCACCACCGAGUAUGCCGAGAUCAAGAUCCACACCUAACGGGACCCCAGCUCCCGGGACCCCUGGCUUCUCGGGGAGGGGAGACAUCAGGGACAAUUCCCAAGAACGAGCUGACUACGCGGGUGUCCCACUGGUGCCGUGAUGGGCAGAACUGGCCUCAAAUUUCAGCCCGUCUCCAACCGCGAGCAUGAGUCUGAGCAAGUCACUCUACUUCUCAGUCUGCCCUCUGUAACACAGACACAGUAAACCUAACCGGACCCCGGCCGAUGUGGCUCACUAGCUGAGCGUCCACCUAUGAACCAGGAGGUUACGGUUCGAUUCCCGG
Myotis brandtii (Brandt's bat) is the source of this 1764-nucleotide messenger RNA. RefSeq names its product sialic acid-binding Ig-like lectin 11. The coding region runs from base 84 to 1478 and encodes 464 amino acids. The transcript has 7 exons. Gene Ontology annotation, molecular function: sialic acid binding. Gene Ontology annotation, cellular component: plasma membrane. The record is from RefSeq and is a predicted model, not a curated record. Gene Ontology annotation, biological process: cell adhesion. Lineage: Eukaryota; Metazoa; Chordata; Mammalia; Chiroptera; Vespertilionidae.